This is a messenger RNA of Schistocerca cancellata (South American locust), 2229 nucleotides long. RefSeq names its product D-glucuronyl C5-epimerase B (gene Hsepi). Gene Ontology annotation, biological process: heparan sulfate proteoglycan biosynthetic process. Bases 208 to 1947 code for a protein of 579 amino acids. The record is from RefSeq and is a predicted model, not a curated record. The transcript has 9 exons. Gene Ontology annotation, cellular component: Golgi apparatus. Lineage: Eukaryota; Metazoa; Arthropoda; Insecta; Orthoptera; Acrididae. Gene Ontology annotation, molecular function: heparosan-N-sulfate-glucuronate 5-epimerase activity.
UGUUGUGAUUGGUUGCGUAGUACGAUGUGUCAAAAUAUGAUACUGAGAGGCGUGGUGUUGCAGUACAAGAAAUGAUAACAAUGUAAACUGUUGUUGAGCGUCAUGAAGUGUGGUUGACUGGCAGCUUCAAUUUUAAAAUGUAGGAGUUAGUCCGCAUCCCAAAUGGGAGCUGGAAAACUCAACCGUAUCUAACAGGACUUAAUCGUUAUGAUACGGGUGAACCUGAAACUUAUGCUGUUCCUCCUAUGUAUUAUUGUGAUAUGUAUGAUACUACCUUUGUGGAUGAAGUGUGGGGAAGCUGUAUAUGCCAGAAAAUCUCAUUCUGUUGAUUGGAACAACAAGAAACCUUCAAAUAGUGUUCCAGGUCUAGGUGCAGGUGAUUUGCUGGAUCAUGGUACCGACAUACAGGGCUUUGAAGAAAUUGACUGCAGUAUUAACGGUGAAUAUACAGUGAGCUGCAGGAAAGAAGGGGGAGAAGUAUAUGUACCAUUUUCAUUUCUCAAUAAAUAUUAUGAGGUUUUUGGGAAACUUGCUACCUAUGAUGGGUAUGAAAGAUUUGAAUGGUCUCAUAGUUAUUCCAAGAUUUACAAACCUAAAGGAAAAUAUGAUCCAAAAGGAGUGUUCAUGUAUUUUGAGAACUACAAUGUCGAAGUUCGGGAGAGGGUCAAAUGUGUCAGUGCUGUGGAAGGAGUACCAGUGUCAACUCAGUGGCAACCUCAGGGUUACUUCUAUCCCACACAGAUAGCACAGUUUGGCUUAGCACAUUAUAGUAAAAACAUGACCGAGCCAGAACCUCAUCAAGUGGUUGUGGAGGAUGGAGAUAAAGAGAGAGGAAGUUGGAGAGUUCCUAAAGACGCUGAGCUUAAUUAUAUAAAAAAUGGCACAGGGAACUAUAUUGUCUGUUUUAAGAGCCAAGAAAACAUUGUAGAUGGUGUCACAAUACAGCUUGAUCAUGUUAUGGAUUUGGUACUGAGCCUUAACUUCAAACUCGAGGGCAAUGGUAGUUUCACAGUGACACUGCAGAAUCGUGAGAAGCAUGAGUGGUUCUAUCUGCACUACAUCAGCUCUGACCUCCUCAUAUCUGCCCAGGAUCAGCACACGUACCAUGGUAUUGGUCAUCAAUCUGAAUGGCGCCUUCUGACACGUGAUCUCAUCAUUGACCUACAGAAAGGUCUGGCAUAUCAGAAGAAGCCCAAAAGAAAGCUGUUCAGAUCCAAAAUAAAGGUUGUAGCUUUGACAUUUCAUGGAACUGGGUGUGUGGAUAAUAUAACUCUCUCAUCCAGUCAACACAUUGCUCAGUUUUAUGAUGCUGCCCGGUGGCUUGUUAACCACCAAGACUCAAAUACGGGUGGUUGGCCUAAUGCUGUACGCAGGAGGCUGUCGUCUGGAAUGUUAGAUCUUGAACCAGGCUGGUACUCAGCAAUGGGCCAGGGCCACGCAAUUUCUGUCCUGGCACGUGCAUACCACCAUUCAGGAGGAGACCCACAGUAUCUCCAAGCUGCUGUCGCUGGACUCAAACCAUUUCGUGUGUCAAGUCAGAAUGGAGGUGUGCUAGCAAUGUUUCUUGACCAACUACCUUGGUAUGAAGAAUAUCCUACACAGCCCUCCUCUUUUGUGUUAAAUGGAUUCAUUUAUUCGUUACUAGGACUGUAUGAUUUGCAGACAAUUGCACCAUCUGACACAGCUGCUGAGGCAGCAGAUCUAUUCAAGCGUGGUAUGAGGUCACUCAAGACAUUGCUACCACUGUUCGACGCAGGUUUUGGGUCUGUUUAUGAUUUACGACAUUUUACAUUGGGAACAGCACCUAAUCUAGCACGGUGGGACUACCAUGCCACUCAUGUCAACCAACUGCUGUUGCUUGCUACCAUUGAUUCGGAUACCUUUCUGGCAGAAACAGCAGAUCGUUGGGCAGGCUACAUGAUGGGCAAGCAUGCAGCACACAACUGAAGCUGAACAAUUUCUUUACAGCAUGUGAAACAUGUUACUUGGUAAUCAGCUUUAUUUUGUUGUUUGUACUUAUGUUUGUCAUGCUAAACUUCUCUUCGAUGCUAUGCAUGACUGUAAGAGACAUAACACUGCAUUAUGGUAAGAAAGUUUACAGUAUGAUUUGUUCUUGGUAACAUUACAUGGUAAAUGACUUUAUUUUCUGUUAGUUUUAAUAGAUUUAUACAUUAGGAUGAUAAAUCGGAAGCUUCAUUAUCAUUUGGAAAAAAGAAAUCUUUUAUUGUG